Molecule: messenger RNA, 2450 nt
Organism: Daphnia pulex (common water flea)
Lineage: Eukaryota; Metazoa; Arthropoda; Branchiopoda; Diplostraca; Daphniidae
Product: RAD50-interacting protein 1-like
Exons: 12
Coding region: 95-2389 (764 amino acids)
Biological process (GO): endoplasmic reticulum to Golgi vesicle-mediated transport; regulation of ER to Golgi vesicle-mediated transport; retrograde vesicle-mediated transport, Golgi to endoplasmic reticulum
Cellular component (GO): Dsl1/NZR complex
Source: RefSeq, a predicted model, not a curated record
GUUUUCAAUAGCAAAUUGUAGUGUGGCUGUGGCAGCCAGUGAGCAGCAAACAAGUUGUGUAAACAAACUUAAUAAAUUACACAUAUUUAUUGAGAUGACGGAGGAAAACCCGGAUUUGCAAAGAAAAAUUGUAAAAGCACUCAAUGAAGAAAUUGGAUCAGAUUUAAAACAACUUCACAAACUCAAAGAACUGUAUGAUGAAACCAAAACCAUACAAAAUGAUCUGAAAGAGAAACUUUCAUUAGUUAGCACAGAAGCUCCAACAAAAGUUCAAAACACCUUGAGGGAGGUUGAAGAGCUCUCAAAAAAACUAGUGACUCUUGAAAAACAAUACUUGGACUUGAAAGUUGAAGCCCAAUCACACUUAACAUCUGUCGACACAUUUCUAGGAAAUUUCAGCAGUCAACUACAAGAAAUAGAAAGACUUGAACUGGAAUAUUCCUACCUGAAAUGCAUCAAAACUGUGGAAGAUCUAAGUGAGAAAAUCCGACAGAGUUUACAGUCUAACCUAGAUUUGGAAGCUGUUGAGUUGUACAACAAACUCGUACAACACAACUGCAUGCUGGAAACAUCUCAGUGUGAAAAUCUAAAAAAGUUUGUUAAUGAUACUGUAAUUUUCUGGUUUGAGAUGAUCAAGGAAAAACUAAAAAAGGAAAUGCAAGAUACUCUUAAACUGAUACAGUGGCCUUUGAUUUCAACGAACCAGGAGGUUUUAAAAACUGUCCCUCCACCUGAUGUGAUGAGCAAGUUUCAGUUACAAUUUCAGUGCCUUGGCAAACUGGAAAUCCCAUCCAAACAGUUGGAAGAUCCAAGUGUGGCAGAUCAUGUGAUUUUGUCUAGAUUUACUCCUUCCAGCCUAGCCAUCCAAGAAUUAAUAUAUCCUCUAUUGAAAAGAUUUUUAUAUCAUUUUGGUGGUAAUCGACCAACCAACCGUCGUGACAAACCCGAGUGGUAUAUGCGCCAGAUUCUUCAGUGGAUUGGAGAUCACGCUAAAUUCCUCGAAACAAACGUUCAACCCUUGUAUGCACCUAAUGAUGCUUUAACGGAUUUUUCACGAGGACUCGUUCAACUUGCUGUCGAGAAACUAGUAAAGGACACACCGGUUAUCCUUGAGGAUGAAACCAUUUUGGCACACACUAUCGGUGAAGUACUCAGCUUUGAGAGUGAACUUCGAUCCUCUUACAACUACCCAUCCUCACAGCCGUCAGCUUUACUUGUUCUCUCUCAGCCCCAGUUUUUUACUCGAUGGAUUGCCUUAGAAAGAGCUUUCGCCGUAGAAAAAAUGGACAUCCUUUUGAUUAGCGAUAAAGCCUGGACUUGCGUCUCUGGAGACAAUUCCGAGGCAGAAGACGAAGUUCGAUUAACUGAGUGUGGCGAAGGAUUUCUCCAAAUGCUGCUGGCCAUUACGGAUCGUUACAAGAUCUUACCCCAACCCGGUCAUAAGUUGCAGUUUUUGGAUUUACAGCUUGAACUGCUGGACGAGUUCCGUAUUCGGUUGCUACAGUUAGCCCGUCAAGACAAAUUUCACGAAUUAUUCGCCAAUCGAUCAUCGCCCAAUAUCAGCCCUAUCCUGAACACGCUGACGGCUGUUAUUAAUGUUCUAGAUGACUGGACUGAUUUGCCGUUCUUCGUUCAACUGCAUAGUUAUAAAGUCCAGACGGAAAAUAUUGAACGUUUAGCUGCAGAAGCUAUUAGCAAUGAUGAGGCCUCGCUUCCUUGGCUUCGUACUCAAGCUCAUACUAAUCGAGACGAAGAAGGAUCGGUAUUUGACAGCAUCAUUGAGCUUUUAAAGAGAAUGCAGGAAGAUUUGCUGCGCCGUCUGGUAGAGGCGGUGAUGCUCGAAGUGAAAGCCAAAUCGCAACCCUACAGACUUGACAAGUGGGCAUCACUCCCCAAUCCGGAUGAAUUCAUUCAACCCAGCCUAUCGCCAACAGGAUCUGCAAUGCUCCAGGCAGUAGCGAUUGGCUUGUUGUGGCUUAAGGAUUCCCUGGCAUCUACUAUGUUUGUCGAAGCGUGGCAGAAAUUGGCCUCUCAAGUGAACGACUUCCUCUUGGAAGAGCUGAUCCUACAGCGGCAGUUUAAUGAAGGAGGCGCUUCUCAACUUUGCUUCGACAUCCAGCAGAAUCUGAUACCGCUUUUUGGGCAAUACACCACAAAACCGGAGAUUUACUUUAAAGAGCUUAAAGAUGCAUGCACAUUAUUGCGGCUUCCGCGUCCCAUCACUCUUUUGUUACUGGAUACUCUCUCCGUAGCUAUACAGGAUAGUGAAAGCACAUCUGUCAAAUCAAAUCGGGCCACAUUCAACGGCAAACAAGCGCUGAAAGACCAAGGAAUUAAAAAAUUAUCCGUUGAAGAUUCUUUGAGCGUUCUCCGUCGGAGAAUUUUGUAAAGGAGGUUUUACAAAUUGGGAUGUUAAUACAAGUCUAAUGAAUGUUUUAGACUGCUGGGUA